This is a messenger RNA of Achroia grisella, 3207 nucleotides long. RefSeq names its product protein 4.1 homolog. Gene Ontology annotation, cellular component: plasma membrane; cytoskeleton. The transcript is spliced from 8 exons. NCBI's taxonomy places the organism in Eukaryota, Metazoa, Arthropoda, Insecta, Lepidoptera, Pyralidae. Gene Ontology annotation, molecular function: cytoskeletal protein binding. The coding region runs from base 289 to 1311 and encodes 340 amino acids. The record is from RefSeq and is a predicted model, not a curated record.
CGCCGGCUUGCGCGGGAGCGCGCGUUAGUAGGUACAUGUUCCCGUAGUCCCGCUCGAUUUAAUUAAAUAUGACGUUUAAUCGAUUACUUUUAUUGAAUCGUGCUUUAAAUACAGGCCGCUAAUACAAAUUAAAAAAAAGUUAUUGAAUCCGUAAUUCAAAAUUGGAAUAUCACUCGUUUAUUGUCUUAAUACCUCUUAAUUUUCUUUUUAAUUAUCUAUAUCAGUGUUUUUUUUCUUAAUUAGUGACGUGUCUAAAAGAGGCGCAGGAAUAAUAAUCGAGGUGGCAUCAUGCGCGAGAGCCUCCGCAGACUCGCAUCAGACGAGGGCAUCAGGAUGCAGCGUGGAGACACGCGGCGAGUCCGAGUGGAGCUGCUGGAUGGUGACCAUGUUACCAUCGACGUUGAUCGCAAGGCUCGUGGUGCCGAUUUGCUGGACAAAGUGUGCGACAGUCUGGACAUCAUGGAGAAGGACUACUUCGGUCUCCUGUACUUGCUGCGAGGGGAUCCUCGCGUGUGGGUAGACCUCGGCAGGCGACUCUCCAAAACAUUUAGAAACGAACCCUGGGACGUGAGGCUAGCUGUGAAGUUCUACCCACCGGAACCAUCAGAACUAAGAGACGACAUGACGAGAAACCAACUGGUGCUAGCCGUCCGACGAGACUUGCUCGAAGGCCGAUUGAACUGCUCCAGUAUUACAUACGCGCUGCUCGCCUCGUAUAGGAUUCAAGCGGAGUUGGGUGAUCACGAGCCGGGGAGACUAUCCUCAGCGGUCCUGGUGGAAACUGGGCCCAUACCACACAGGCUGUUCACAGCCGACAUGGAGGAGAGAGUUGAGGACUUGUACAAGAAGCAUAGAGGUCAAACUCCAGCCGAGGCGGAGUCUAACUACUUGGAGAGCGCCAAGCGACUACCCUUGUACGGGGCAGAGAUGCACUGCGCGCGGGAUAGCGCAGAAAUAGACAUAAUUCUGGCUGUAUCUGCUCCAGGGAUCGCUAUCCAUAGAGAUGGACAAAUAAUGAACCGGUUUCCCUGGGCGAAGAUUACCAAGAUCGGCUACAACAAACGGACAUAUACACUGCGGUUGAGAGCUGGCGAGUUUGAUGAGUACGAAACCUAUCUCAUAUUUCGGCUGGCCUCCACCACAGCUGCCAAGAAACUCUGGCGAUGCAGCGUGGAGCAUCAUAUGUUUUUCAGGCGGGAGGAGCCGGUGUCUGUGUGUCGUGUGGCGGGGUGGCCGCGGCUGGGGUCGCGCCGCGUGUCGUGUCGCCGCACGCUGCGGCAGAUGCGGGCCGCGCCCCCGCAGGGGGCCUGACCCCCCACACCACACCACCCCCCUAACUUAUUGAACAAAAAGAUACAUUAAUUAUAAGAAAAAUAAAUACGAACAACUUUAAUGUAGCUGGUAACGGCAGAAUGUCGUAAAUGGUUCAAAAUAAACUCACCAAUCCUUUUUCAGGAGCGUAUAUUGUCACAAGCUUGAAAGAAUAAUAAAUAAAAAUUUAUAUAUAAUAAAUACAUAUGUAUCAAAAAUAAGAAAAUAUUAUUUUUUUUUCUUUAUUAUUGCCCUAUAUCGCGUGCGAAUUUGUUUUCACGAAACACGAAAUUUACAUGCACUUUGCAUGUAAAUGUAACAGAAUUAGAAUGAGAAAGACCUCGCGCGAUGUCAGUGAGUGCAUGCUCGUGUUCUGCAAUCGUGAGUGCUUUAGCGCCUUUUUGUAAUAAUAAUCAUUUCAAAAUGUAAGAAUUACUAACAACUAAUCUAAAUAUAUAUAACUCAAAGGUGACUGACAUAGUGAUCUAUCAACGCACAGCCCAUGAUAAAAUUUUCACAAAAUAUAUUAAAUAAAACCCCUCAAAAGGGAGAUAAUUCAUUAAUUAAUGACUGAGGAGGAAAUAUUUAUCACGAUUAUAUAUUUAAUGUUAUUAUAUUUAAAUUCACUCCUUCACAGAAGUUGUUUGUGUUCAUUGCAAAAAACAUAAAUAAUUCAUUAUGCUAAGUAUAAAUAAUUAUAAUUAAACUAAAAUCAUAAAUAUGUAUAAAUAUUACAAAUUUCAUUACAAUAUUACAAUGUAACAUGUAUUCCUAUCCGAAUAACAAUUGCAAAAUUCAUAAUAGAAAACAAACUUACAUUCAUGAAAAACAUUUAUUUUUUAUUUUUAUGAAACGACUUUUGUUAAGUAAGUAUUGGAUAAUACUUUAUUUGUGACAUAGAAAUGUAGAAUACCAAACUACAUAAUAGAAAACAAAUUUACAUUAAUCCAAUAAGAACAUAACCUAUUAGUAACAAUAUGAAAAUACUUUUUUUUUUAUAUUUUUACGAAACAAAAUUCUAGUAAGUAUUAGAUAAUACUUUAUUUGUGGCAUAAAAAUGUAGAAUUGCAAACUACGUAAUAGAAAACAAACUUAUAUAUAUAUACAAUAAGAACAUAGCUUAUAUAUAAUAACUACAUGAAAAAAAAACUAGUUUUGUUAUUUUUACGAAAUUAAGUCUAGUAAGUAUUAAAUAAUGCUUUAUUUGUGGCAUAGAAAUGUAGAAUUGCAAACUACUAUACGUAAUAGAAAACAAACUUACAUCAAUGCAACGAGAACAUAGCUUAUUAACAACGAUAUAAAAUAACUUUUUGUUUUAAUUUUUACGAAAGUAAAGUCUAGUAAGUCUUGGACAUGACUUUAGUUGUUUCAAACAAGUGUGGAUAUUUCUUCCAGGCUAAGCUUAAGAGUGUUCACAAUUUUUACUUUAAUAUUCUUAUUAUUAUAUCAGAGAUAAAAUGAGUUUUAAAUCAUUAAAAUAUAAAUUUAGUUUAAAUCAAAUGAGUUGUUUAAUAAAGAUAACAUGGUAUAAUCGUUAAUGUGCCAUUUCAAAUUAUUGAAUUAUUUAAUAUUAAUAAAUAAAUAAAUAAAAUUUGUCUAAGCAUUAAAUAUAGUAUUGUUAAUUUAUUGAUAAGGCAUUACAUAGUAUAAAACAAAGUCGCUGUCGCUGUCUGUCCCUAUGUAUGCUUAAAUUUUUAAAACUACGCAAAGGAUUUGAUGCAGUUUCUUUUAAUAGAUAGAGUGAUUCAAGAGGAAGGUUUAUAUAUAUAAAACAUGUACACCCGUGUGAAGCCGGGGCGAGUAGCUAGUAAUCGAUAAAAAUGUUUCUUCUUAAAUUUUAAUUAAGUAUUAAAAUAUUGUAUUAUUAGUUUGUUCAUAAUUUGUAAUAAAUGUAGU